AUGCGGUCUGUGCCUGCGUGCUACCCAAACGUCGAUCUGAAUACCACUGAACGCUGGUUUGAAAAUUUCCAUUUUUGUAAUUUGCUUUCCUUUGUUAAGCCAAGACUUGAGAGAAACCUGGCAGCCGUCUGCAAGUCUGGCACGAUUUCCCUUCCGACGCACUCGGUUGGUGGGGAUGUGGAGGGGACCGCACAGGAGAGGAGAGAGAGGGAAGGAGGUGGCUUGAGAGGCGCCCGCCCGCCCACCGGGGCCUGCGGAGGGAGCGAGCCCAGCGUCUCAGCCAGGGGGUUUGGCUCCACCUACCGGAAUCUGAGGGCACUCGAGGCGGAUCCCUCUGCCGCCACGGAAACCAAAGGGGGGGACUCGGACAGCUGCUGGAGAAUUUCCCAGCCAAUAGGAACGGGGUCUAAGGAGCUGGCGGUAAGGAGUCGGGAGGCAGGGAUCGCCAUCACCAGCUCCACAGGGGCAUGUCAGGUCCAGCUCAGGGGUUAG
Molecule: messenger RNA, 492 nt
Organism: Rangifer tarandus platyrhynchus (Svalbard reindeer)
Lineage: Eukaryota; Metazoa; Chordata; Mammalia; Artiodactyla; Cervidae
Source: the annotation of a GenBank genome assembly